AUGAAGUGGUGCGCACGCGCUGGGCUCACUGUGGGAUCCCCGGCCGAGUGCCUGGGUGGUGGGUUUCUGCCCCCAGGGCUCAGCUGCCCUCGGGGCUCCGUUCCAGGUUACCGCCUGGAGCCGCACGGCAUCCGGCCCUUCCAGCUGGCCGUGGCCCAGAAGCUGCUCUCCCACGUGUGCUCAAUCGCCGACUCCAGCACCCAGAACCUGGACUUGGGCUCCUUCGAGAAGGUGGACUUCCUGAUCUGCAUCCCUCCCUCAGAAGUGACCUACCAGCAGACCCUGUGCCACGUCUGGCACUCAGGGGUCCUGCUGGAGCUGGGCCUGGAGGAGGAGCACAUGACCAAGCAGAGGGUGGAGCAGUACGUCCUGAAGCUGGACGCGGAGGCACAGACAAAAUUCAAGGCCUUCCUGCAGAACUCCCUGCAGAAUCCACACACACUCUAUGUCCUCAUCCACGACCACGCCCACUGGGAUCUCGUGAGCAGCGCUGUUCAGAACGUCUGCUCCCAGAGCGAGCCCUGCGUGGGCCUGGUGGACAGACUGCUCAACUGCAGGGAGGUGAAGGAGGCCCCCAACAUCGUGACCCUGCAUGUGACCUCCUUCCCGUACGCCCUGCAGACCCAGCACACGCUCAUCAGCCCCUACAACGAGAUCCACUGGCCGGCCUCCUACAGUAACGGCGCCGACUUGUAUCAUGAGAAUAAAAAGUACUUUGGGCUGGCCGAGUUCAUCGAAUCCACCCUCUCCGGACAGAGCCUGCCCCUGCUCAGAUACGACAGCUCCUUUGAGGCCAUGGUCACAGCGUUAGGCAAAAGGUUCCCCCGCCUGCACAGCGCGGUGAUCCGGACCCUUGUUCUCGUGCAGCACUACGCCGCCGCGCUGAUGGCCGUGAGCGGCCUGCCGCAGAUGAAGAACCACACGUCGGUGGAGACGCUGGAGAUAGCGCAGAACCUGCUGCACGCGCCUGCCCAGUGCCCCCGCGGCCACGGGCUCAUGGUGCUGCUGCGCGUGCCCUGCGCGCCGCUGGCUGCCGUGGCCUACGAGCGCCUGGCCCACGUGCGCGCGCGCCUGGCGCUGCAGGAGCGCUUCGAGAUCGUCCUGGGCAACCCCAGCGCGGGCGUCACGGUGGGCAAGCACUUCGUGAAGCAGCUCAAGAUGUGGCAGAACAUCGAGGACGCGGCGUGGAGACCCCAGACCUACCUGGAGCUGGAGGGCCUGCCUUGCAUCCUCAUCCUCAGUGGGGCGGACCCACUCGGGGAGUCCUUGCCCAGGUCCCUGAGGUACUGUGACCUGCGCCUGAUCAACUCCUCGUGCCUGGCGAGGACGGCCUUGGAGCAGGAGCUGGCCCUGGCUGCCUACUUUGUGAGCAGCGAGCUGCCCUCGGACAAGGGGCCCAGGAGCGAGGCCUUGGAGAGCGACGCGGAGAAGCUGAGCAGCACGGACAACGAGGAGGAGGAGCCGGGGACCGAAGCGGGCUCUGCCUUGGAGCGGAGAAGCCCGGUGACAAGGGACAGGCCCUGCUCCCAGGACUCGGCGUCCUCGCCCCUGUCCUCCACGGCAUCCGGCUCAGCGCUCGCUGGGGAGGCUGGGGCUCCGCCCGCGGGGCCCCUGCAGAGAGAGCAGGCCAGGUCGCCCCCGCCCUGCGGCCCUUCCGAGGAGGGCAGGGUCCCCGGGGAAAAACCAAGGAGCCGGGCCAGCCAGGGUCCCCCGCCCGCCGCCAGCACACACAGCCCCGGGCGGCGCAGCCUGCACGCGGCGGUCACCUCGUCCUGCCAGCCGUCCUCCUCGGGCUCGUGCUCCUCGGCUUCGGCCGCCGCCAGCAGCGCCCUGGUCCUGCAGGCCCCACAGUGCUCCCUGGCCAAGGCCUGCCGGCAGCCGCCCAUCGUCUUCCUCCCCAAGCUGGUGUACGACAUGGUCUUGGCCACCGACAGCAGCGGCCUGCCCAAGGCCGCCUCGCUGCUGCCCUCCCCCUCGGUCAUGUGGGCCAGCUCCUUCCGCCCGCUGCUCAGCAAGGCCAUGACGUCCACGGAGCAGUCCCUGUACUACCGGCAGUGGACGGUGCCGCGGCCCAGCCACAUGGACUACGGCAACCGGGCCGAGGGCCGCGUGGACAGCUUCCACCCCCGCCGGCUGCUGCUCAGCGGGCCGCCCCAGAUCGGGAAGACGGGCGCCUACCUGCAGUUCCUGGGCAUCUUGUCCCGGAUGCUCAUUCGGCUGACGGAGGUGGACGUCUACGAUGAAGAGGAGGUCAAUAUCCGCCUCGGGGAAGAAUCGGAUUGGCGUUACCUGCAGCUCAGCGACCCCUGGCCGGAGCUGCAGCUGUUCAAGAAGCUGCCCUUCGACUACAUCAUUCACGACCCCAAGUACGAGGAUGCCAGUCUGAUUUGUUCCCACCAGCAGAGCGUCGCGAGUGAAGACGGGGGGACGUCUCGGAAGCCCGAGGACCUGUACGUGCGACGCCAGACAGCGCGGAUGAGGCUGUCCAAGUACGCGGCCUACGACACGUACCACCACUGCGAGCAGUGCCACCAGUACAUGGGCUUCCACCCCCGCUACCAGCUCUAUGAGUCCACCCUGCACGCCUUUGCCUUCUCUUACUCCAUGCUAGGAGAGGAGAUCCGGCUCCACUUCAUCAUCCCCAAGUCCAAGGAGCACCACUUCGUCUUCAGCCAACCCGGAGGCCAGCUGGAGAGCAUGCGGCUGCCGCUGGUCACAGACAAGAGUCGUGAAUACAUCAAGAGCCCCACGUUCACGCCCACGACCGGGCGGCACGAGCACGGGCUCUUCAACCUGUACCACGCGAUGGACGGCGCCAGCCACUUGCACGUGCUGGUGGUCAAGGAGUACGAGAUGGCUAUCUACAAGAAGUACUGGCCCAACCACAUCAUGCUCGUGCUGCCCAGCAUCUUCAACAGUGCUGGAGUGGGCGCCGCCCACUUCCUGAUCAAGGAGCUGUCCUACCACAACCUGGAGCUGGAGCGGAGCCGGCAGGAGGAGCUUGGGAUCAAGCCGCAGGACAUCUGGCCUUUCAUCGUCAUCUCCGACGACUCCUGCGUGAUGUGGAACGCGGCGGACGUGGACUGUGCCGGGGAGAGGAGCAGGGAGUUUUCCUGGACGGAGAGGAAUGUGUCCCUGAAACACAUCAUGCAGCACAUCGAGGCGGCGCCCGACAUCACGCACUACGCCCUGAUCGGCAUGCGCAAGUGGUCCAGCAAGACCAGGGCCAGCCAGGUGCGCGAGCCCUUCUCCCGCUGCCACGUGCACGACUUCGUCAUCCUGAACGUGGACCUGACCCAGAACGUGCAGUACAACCAGAACCGGUUCACCUGUGACGACGUGGACUUCAACCUGCGGGUGCACAGCGCCGGCCUCCUGCUCUGCCGAUUCAACCGCUUCAGCGUGAUGAAGAAGCAGAUCGCUGUGGGCGGGCACCGGUCCUUCCACAUCACCUCCAAGGUGUCGGAGAAUGCCGCGGCUGUGCUGCCCGCACAGUACAUCUGUGCCCCCGACAGCAAGCACACGUUCCUGGCGGCGCCCGCCCAGCUCCUGCUGGAGAAGUUCCUGCAGUACCACAGCCACCGCUUCUUCCCGCUGGCCCUGAAGAACCUCAGCCACCCGGUGCUGUCCGUCGACUGCUACCUUAACCUGGGCCCUCAGGUUUCCGUCUGCUACGUGAGCUCCAGGCCCCACUCCCUGAACGUCGGCUGCUCCACGCUCGUGUUCAGUGGCCUCCUGCUCUACCUCUGCGACUCCUUCGUGGGCGCCGGCUUUCUGAAGAAGUUCCACUUUCUGAAAGGCGCCACCUUGUGUGUGAUCUGCCAGGACCGGAACUCGCUGCGCCAGACGGUCGUGCGCCUGGAGCUGGAGGAGGAGUGGCAGUUCCGGCUGCGUGAUGAGUUCCAGACGGCCAACGCCGCGGAGGACCGGCCGCUGUUCUUCCUGACGGGGCGGCACAUCUGAGGAUGAAGCCUGCGGACUUCCUGGAGGAGUUGGCGUUCAGAGCCCUCGUGCUGUGAGGCUAACGGAAAUCCUUGAGCCGUGGGGUAUCGGAACUGGAACUGGCCCCAGGGACGCCUACACUGCAGGCCGCUUGUGGCAGGUGGCAGGCCCCGAGCUGGAUAGUGGCAGAGCCGUGUGGGCAGGAACUGGAACCCAAGACUCUGGCGUUCUGGGCCGCGCCACAUCAGCCUGGGCCGUGUCUGAGGUCGGGUUAUGAAGCACCAGCUUCCGCCUACCCAGUGCCUCCCUUCUCGGCAGUGGGCGUUUCGGGCUGAGGAUGGGUUUCAGCCUACUAGGGUUCCCUGUAGCCUCCUACAAAGCAAUAUUUCAAAAGGCUCAACCGUGCAGGCUGGAGACAAAAAUGAGUAGAUCACUUUUGAAGAUGCUUGAAUUGCCUGUGAGUUUGCUGUCUUACAAGCCAGCCCAAAGGCAUCAGAUUCAAUAAAGGAAAAUGUUCCUGUUAAAUGACCCUAUUAAAAUAGUAGAGGGUAGGGACUGGCGCUAUGGCGCAGCAGGUUAAGCUACCGCCUGCUGUGCCAGCAUCUGAGAGGGGCGCUGGUUCGAGUCCCGGCUGCUCCACUUCCGAUCCAGCUCCCUGCUAAUGCACCUGCGAAAGCAGCGCAGGAUGGCUGGACCACCCCUGGGCCACUGCGCCCCACGUGGGAGACCUGGGAGAAGCUCUGGCUUCGGCCUGGCCUACUCCUGGUUGUUGUGAUCAUUUGGGGAAAUGAACCAGCAGCUGGAAAGUACCUCUUUGUCUCUGUCUCUCCCUCUCUGUAGCUCUGCCUUUGAAAUUAAUAACUAAAUCUUUAAAAAAGUCUAGGGUAAAUAUCCUACCUCUUAGGGCACUAAAAUGCAAAGGAGCUUUCUUUGAAAUCAAAAGGGCUUUAAGGAGAAAAUCAGGGUUAAGGAAGUUGCCCUGAAUUUGCCUUACAAAGGAAGGAGGGCCAAAGUUCUUGGGAAAAAAAACAAUAAAAACAACCAAAGUGAUUUAUAAAAUAGUUGGGAGGAACCAGACUUGUGCCUAGAACAUAUCGAAGCUCGGCUUUCGGUUCCGUUGUAGCCUGUUUUCUUUUGCAAUUGCUGGACUCCUUUGGGGAGGGUCCCUGCUAACCAGAGAGAAGAGAACCGGCAUGUUCCGUGAGCCGCCUGGGUGGUUUCCAGCCAGCCCCGCACAGCGCCCCCUGCAGGCAGAUGUCAGACCAGGUGCUGGCGCUGCGCCGGUUUGGUUGAAUCCUUUCCAGAGCCUUUCACGUUUGGAAUCAUUCUCCCGACUUGCGAGACAGGAGGGGGCCUCGCUCAGUCACAGGCUGGGAGCACGAGCCAGACUCCUGCCUGCACGCCCAGGUCUCCCUGCCCCCCACCUCACUGCCGUGGAAGGGCCAUCACUGAAGGGAAACUUAGAGAUGUAAACCAUGACUCCCCAGCGUGCACCCUCUGCGUGCAUCUCAGACGCUGACUGGCACUCUGGUGGAUAACGACCCCGGAAGACGCGAUUUUGAAAGGUGAUGCCAAAGAAUUCACGUCAGUCUUUUUCCCCAGAAACCAAAGUGGACAAGGAUGAUUGAGAUCAGUGUUUAUAAAAUGAUCGCUUUGUAUAUGUCACUAUUCCUAUUGUGGAAUGAAAACUGGGCUUUAUUUCUAUUUGUGUUUUUGUAAAUAGCAGUUUCUGUAUCAUCCCCCAGUGUGUUAGUUAACUUAAGCUAAUAUUCUUGUUUGUUCCAGUCUUAUCAAUAAAACCUGUGAUGCAUUUAUUGUCUCUUCGCUGGGU
Oryctolagus cuniculus (rabbit) is the source of this 5773-nucleotide messenger RNA. The record is from RefSeq and is a predicted model, not a curated record. Lineage: Eukaryota; Metazoa; Chordata; Mammalia; Lagomorpha; Leporidae.